AUGAUCACCGUCAGCCUUCCAGUACAAUUCCUCUUAAUAAUACGAUCAUUUACCUGCACCAGAUAAUCGAAGGAAACACUACAGAUAUGGCAGGCAAGGACGAUGUGGAUAUCGAAGCCGAGCUGGCAGCCGCAGGAAAGGAAUUCGACAAGGAUGCCGAAAUCGAGCGCAUCCUCGCCGCCUUCCGCGCCAACGCCUACGACGUCUUCGGCAUCCAACCGGGCGUCCCCGAAUCCGACAUUCGCAAAAUGUACCGCACAAAAUCCCUCCUGAUCCACCCGGACAAGACGACGCACCCGCGGGCGCCCGAAGCCUUUGACCGCCUCAAGGUCGCGCUCGAGGUGCUCGUCGACGAGAAGCAGCGGUCGCAGCUGGACGAGGCCAUCGCGGAUGCGCGCAUGCUCACGAUGCGCGACUUGAAGCUGACGAGGGACGACGAGGAGGUUAAAGGGGAAGAGUUCAAGAAGGCGUGGGAUGAGAAGGUCAAGUGGGUGUUGAUGGAGAAUGCGAAGGAGCGGAAGAGGAAGCACGAUGCGGCGAUGCGGGAGCAGGGGAGGCAGCAGCGGAAGGAGGAGGAGGAGAUGGAGGCGAGGAAGAGGAAGAGGGAGCAUGAGGAGGCGUGGGAGAAGACGAGGGAUUCGAGGAUCAAUUCCUGGAGGGAGUUCACCAAGGGGGGAGAUGCGGGGAAGAAGAAGAAGAAGAAGGUGAAGACGUUGGGAUGAGGGGACGCGGGGAUACUGGGGGAUUGCUAUCGCGAGCGGCAAUCUUCUCCUCAAUCUCUCCGUGCUGGCACGGCGCAUGCCGUGUGGCACCCCUGUUAGGCAAUCCUUUCUGCACAGCAUGGCGUUCGGGUGAUCAAAUUCGGGGCACGGUCCGGCGUCGGCGUUAGGAAGUCCCAUUAGAAUCUGGAUGGAUGGCAUUCGAGCCUGGGACCUAUGUUCUCGGGCUGAUUGGGACCGGCUAUGCUGGGUACCUAAGUGGCACCUAGGUACAAUCUACCUAGGUAGUCAAGGAGCCAGUCAAGGCCAUACGAAUCAUAUAGAUAAUUUUAGAAGACCAUGUUCCCUCGAGGCUCCCGAAUUAUCCCUAGCGACGUCAGGAGCAGGCAAUCAUCCACAGGAGCUUCCUCAGCCG
This is a messenger RNA of Westerdykella ornata, 1134 nucleotides long. Its product is annotated as DnaJ-domain-containing protein. Lineage: Eukaryota; Fungi; Ascomycota; Dothideomycetes; Pleosporales; Sporormiaceae. The transcript has 3 exons. The record is from RefSeq and is a predicted model, not a curated record. The coding region runs from base 87 to 722 and encodes 211 amino acids.